AUGGCCAAGGCAAUACAAUCUGUCGAUGAAUCUCGUUUCACUGAUCUUUACAAUGAGCCUGUAGAUCAUCUUUUGUCUCCGAUAAAAGGCUAUCAAAAUAAACCUCUUGUUUCACUUGCUGAGGCUAUUGAACCUAUUUCUAGUUUUUUUAAUGAAAUUGAAGACAAUGUUUUCGUUGCAUUACACAAUUGUCGAAAUCCAGCUGAUGGAUUAACUCAAGAUGAAUCAGCUUCUAUUCAUCUGGAUACAAUGCAAUUUGAUGGUGGUCCAAGUUUAUAUCUUUUACUUAAUCAAUCAUUACGUUCUAAAAAUCGUGAAGAAUUAAAACCAUGGUUCUCUUUUCUUAAGUUAUUUCUUACUGGUCUAUACAAACUGCAAUCAAAAAGUGGAAUAGUAUGGCGUGGUGUUCGAGGUAUUGAUUUAAGUUCAAAAUAUAAAACUGGUACAAAAUUUACAUGGUGGGAAGUAAGUUCUUGUACUACUUAUAUUGAAGUACUUGAAUCUGAUCAAUUUUUGGGUAAACAUGGACAACGUACUCUCUUUUCAAUUGAAUGUAUCAAUGGAAAAUCUAUUGUAGCACAUUCGUAUUUCAAAAAUGCUGAAAAAGAAAUCGUUCUUAUACCAGGUUGA
Molecule: messenger RNA, 630 nt
Organism: Rotaria sordida
Lineage: Eukaryota; Metazoa; Rotifera; Eurotatoria; Philodinida; Philodinidae
Source: the annotation of a GenBank genome assembly